UUUGGUCGUAUGCUUGGCCAUGUGUUUGUGCUUUAUUAUAUCGAGUUGAACACGAGUCUGGGAUUCCAUUUGGCAUCGAUGGCUGUAAACUGUGGCUAUAUUCUAAAACGUUGCCAUUCAAAAACAUGCUAAGCAUCUUUGCUAGUUGAUAACCUCUGUUGAAGCCAGUUUACAUCCAGUUUCCAACACAUACAUAAGCAUGCUCAGGAGGUUUUUAGAUGCCUUUGUCAAUGGUAAUGAGGUAUUAAUUAUAUGGCUGGUAGUGGAUGUGGUAGGCACUUUGGAUCCAACAGUCAAUCACAGCCAGAAAUUUCUGCCAAAUGAGCAUGGCAUUUCCUCAGAUGGUUGAUGUAUGGGUCAAGAAUCAUUCUACAAUGUUGUUGUAGGGAGCAUGGGACUGUAUUAAAGCUACUGAACAGAAACCCAAUGUUUACAACUUGAUAGGACUUUAUUGCUACAAAAAACAGCUUAAAAUUGGUAUGGAUGUAUCACAAGCAGUUUUAAUUGAGAGGUUAGCUGGAGCUGCAAUCUUUAUUUAAAAGAGAAUUGUAAGUGCACUUGCUGCCAAAAGGUCAGCUUGGAUAAACUUACUGUUGAAGUAAGGUGACCUUUAGACAUCCGCAUCUAAUUUUCAUCUCAGUGUAUGUGCUCCUGUCUUGGUGUAAACAAGAAAAUUUAUGCAUUUGUUACCAAUCUUAUUUGUGUUAAGCAAGCAGAACUAGCUGUGAUGCAGUUUGCAAGUCACAGGAAAUCAAUAUAAUGGUUGGGGCAGACAGAUCGUGCUCAAAAAAGAGUAUUAGUAAGCUGCCCCAUUUUGGGGAGAUUUGGAUAGCCUCAGCCCCCAAAACACGGUUGGUCAUAACAUGGGCCAUUUUAUUUGAUUUUACAUUUCUUGUAUAUUAAAGAACACAUGACACCCUCAAUAUUUGAUUUUGAUAAUUUCUGCCACAGAAUGCUAAUAUUCAGCAUCAAAUUGGAAGUUGUGCCUGCCUCUGCCUCAACAAGGCUCAACACACAUUCUGUAUUAUUUGCAGUGAAUGAGCAAAGCAACAGUCAUGGAGAAAAGUAUUCUUUUACGUAACAUUGCAAUUGGUCUAACACUGCUGAUACUUCUGUUCAGUCUCCCAAUGCUGGUUCACUCCCAUGGCCACAGUCACGACCACCACGGCCACAGCCAUGACCACCAUGGCCACAGCCAUGACCACCACGGCCACAGCCACGACCACUUUGACGACGAGCCACCAUCGUUCAAGUACUCGCGUCAGGCGAAUGUAGCGCCAGACGAGCUGGCAGAGGAGGCACGCCAGGUGCACGAGGAGUUCCAGGCACACCAGGCACGCGUCAGCAGCGGGCGCACCAGCGAGCAGACGGCCUCGCUCUGGCUGACCGCGCUUGGCUCCACCCUGCUGGUCAGUGCCGCGCCAUUCUUCAUCCUCUUCUUGAUCCCGCUGGACAACAGCGAGGCGUCGCAGCCGCUGCUCAAGGUGCUCCUCAGCUUCGCUGCCGGUGGCCUGCUGGGCGACGCUUUCCUUCACCUGAUCCCGCACGCGCUGCUGGCCGUGUCCGGGUCGGCACCGGGCGGUGCCGGCGGGGGCCACGGCCACUCGCACGGAGCCGGGGAGCACGGCCACUCGCACGGCGCCGGCGGUCAUGCGCACGACAUGGGCGUCGGCCUCUGGGUUCUGGCUGGCAUUGUGGCCUUCUUCGUGGUAGAGAAGUUCGUGCGCAUCGUUAAGGGCGGCCACGGUCACAGCCACGGCCCGGCAGACCGGCAGCUGCAUGUUAAACCAUCAGGGGUGGACGAGACGACGGUCAAAGCCAAAGCCGUCGCCGGAGGAUCGAAAGAUAAGGAUGGUGACAGUCCCAAGAGCAAGGGAAGGAGCAAGGCGCAAGACGCUUCGAGUGAUAAAGAGAGUGCAGAGCGCGUAAAAGAUGAUUCGAAGGAGACGAAAAGGCCUGGUAAAGACAAGGCUGAAACAUCAGAAAAGACAAAAGACAAGAAAUCUACAAAGCAACAGAAUGCUGCUUUGGACAAAGCAACUCCUCAUCAAGAUAUUAAGGUUGCGGGCUACUUGAACCUGGCCGCCGACUUCACGCACAACCUGACAGACGGUCUGGCCAUCGGUGCUUCCUACCUGGCCGGACACUCGAUCGGCGUCAUCACCACAAUAACCAUCGUCCUGCACGAGGUGCCGCACGAGAUCGGCGACUUCGCCAUCCUGGUGCAGUCGGGCGUGCCACGGUGGCGCGCCAUUAUGCUGCAGCUGACGACAGCCGUCGGCGCGCUCACGGGGACCGUGAUCUCGCUGCUGGCCGAGGGUGCAGACGCCGCCGCCACGUCCCGUAUCUUGCCGUUCACCGCCGGCGGCUUCAUCUACAUCGCCACCGUGUCCGUGAUACCGGAGCUGCUGGAGAAGACCAACCUCUGGCAGACGGUGAAGGAGCUGCUUGCCCUCCUGGUCGGUAUCUACAUGAUGGUGCUGAUCGCCGAGUACGAGUGAGGCGCGGUGCCCGUCUACUGCCGCCCUCCCUCUCGUCGCGUGCCGGCCGGGCGGCGGCGUGUGUCGAUCAUUCCACCAGCAGCUGCACGCUGAUGGCCGCGCGUAAGGACUGCGGCCGUUUGAAUGACCAGUAGCGAUUGUCCCCACCCGGCUCGGGGGGGGGGGGGGGGGGGACACCGCGCCUCCGCGGGAGUCUCGCCGCCGGCGUGAGCGCGAGUUUUUUUUAGACUGCCGGCUGUUGAUCUGCGUCGUUUUGAAGCGUGCGUGCCUCGCGACGGAUUCUGCUUGUUGGAUGCUGUUGGUUGUUGGAUGGCGCUUGUCGAACGAGGGAAGGCGGACAAUGGCGAGGCUGACGUUGCUGACCACCGUGCUGCCAAUGGAUGGUGUAGGUUUUCGAUUGGCGCCGUCUCUUAGUUACUUUGCGCCAUGCCGACGCACCCGUUGUGUGCAGUUAGGAAGAUGGAUUUGGCGAAUGCGCCUCAUUUUCGAAGGAUGCUGCGGAUGCGCAGGGUAAUCGUAGAUCAAACGGGAUUUGAACUUGCUUUUGUCGGUUUGUGGUAUUUUAACCAUUUUGUGCGAACGGUGGGAACUGCUUGUGUGAGAGGUGGGUUGGAUACUUAAUGGAAUGCACAUUGCCGUUGCCGAAAUAAAUAGUUUAUCCUUUGCGGUA
Messenger RNA from Pollicipes pollicipes, 3171 nucleotides. RefSeq names its product protein catecholamines up. The record is from RefSeq and is a predicted model, not a curated record. Gene Ontology annotation, biological process: intracellular zinc ion homeostasis; zinc ion transmembrane transport. Lineage: Eukaryota; Metazoa; Arthropoda; Thecostraca; Pollicipedomorpha; Pollicipedidae. The transcript has 5 exons. Gene Ontology annotation, molecular function: zinc ion transmembrane transporter activity. Bases 1038 to 2501 code for a protein of 487 amino acids. Gene Ontology annotation, cellular component: membrane.